GUGGGCUUGAGCUCGGCACGUCCUCAGGGUAAGGAUAGUUACAGCAACUUCUUAUUUCCUUAUUGUUCUAAUGUUCUAAUUUUGCUCAUCUUUGCAGACAUCGCAAAAAUGGUGACCAAGAGCGAAGUCCUUUACGCCCGCUUCCAAAAGAGGGCGGCUGAACUCUCAGGAGAACCGACCGAGCCGAGGAAGAAAGCAAAGACCUCGGCGAAGACCUCGACGACCACAACCGUUGAGGCGCGCGCUUCUCGCCCCGUGCGCCCUGAGGCUGGUCGGGGAGAGGGCGUGGGCUCUGGCGGAGCCACAAUGGCACCUCCGUGUCCGGUGCCGAUUUCGCAAGUCCCUGGUCGGCGGGAAGCUCCAGAUUCCGACCAGGGAGGGAGGACCUCAGCAGAUCUGGCGCUCGCACGCCCCACCUCUACCACGCAGCGGUCCGGUCAGCCGUCUACUCGACCCCAAUUCCCCAGCUCUGAGCCGGGGAAUAGCCAAGAAGCAACGGGGUCGGCCGCACCCCGGCCAGCUGAGGCCGGUCUGGCGGGUCCUUCGGGUCCUCAGGAGCGGGUGCCUUACGCUCCUGGAUGGGCUGUUUUCGAGGGCGACUCGGCCCUCGAUAAUGUACAAGUGGCGCGCGAAGUUCUUCGGGUCGCGCUGCUCCCGGCCGACCAGGCCAAAAUUCGGUCCAUGAACUACGGCGAGUUCAUGGACUCCGCUAUUUGCUCUUCCAUCCGACGCCUCCACGAGACCGAGACGAUGAUUCACAUCAUCCAGGACUAUCGGGACCGGGCCCGAAGGCAUCAAAGGGGGCGCGAGGAGGCCGAAACAAAGUUCCUCGCGUCUGAGGCCGAGCAGAAAGUGCUUCAAGCGAAGCUAGGGGCGGCCGAAGACGAGGUUCGGACUCUGGUCGCCGAACUUGAAGAGGAGAAGGGCGCGCACUCUUUGACUAGGUCCGAAGUGCGCGCUGCGGAGGCCCGCCGGACGGAGGCCGAAUCGUCGCUCGCUAUACGCGAGCAGGAGGUGGGGGAGGCUCGAAUAAAGUUGCGGCAUCUUCUCCCGGAUUUCGAUGUAAACCUGCUCAAACCGGGAGCAGGGAGGGCGGAGGCGGAGGCAGAAAGUCCGGGAGCUGAGGCGGCCGUAGCCGAUCCUGAAGCGACCGAGGUCGCCCCCGAGGCCGCUCCUAUUAUUGCCGAGGCCAUUGUAGAGGUCUCGGCUGCUGAGCCGACCACUCCCGGGACCGCCGAGGCUGAGGUGGUCGAACUCGAACCUUUAGUGUAA
Phoenix dactylifera (date palm) is the source of this 1272-nucleotide messenger RNA. NCBI's taxonomy places the organism in Eukaryota, Viridiplantae, Streptophyta, Magnoliopsida, Arecales, Arecaceae. The record is from RefSeq and is a predicted model, not a curated record.